CUGAAGCAACAGCAUAGAAGAAGGGAAAAUGUCGCUGGCUUCGACCCGGACCGUUCUAGGAUCAGUGUCCUUUUAGGAAAACCUGUAAGGCAUUUCGAGCGACAUCCCUGCUGUGUUGUUGCCAUGAGUGAAUGCAGUGUCACACAACAGGACAAAAAAGUGAAAAGUAACAGUUUGUGUUGGAGGUUUUACCUUAACAAUAAAGGGAGUCGGCUUACGUGGCCUUUUUCUAAAGUCAGCUUUAACUAUAACCAUUUAGGACCAGAAGAGCAUAGUGUAACACUAUAUGGGCCUCUAAGGUAGCCGGAACUGAUAAUUAAAGCCUCUUCUGCUGCAGCUAGAAAGGUAACAUUUCAACAAAGACAUGGACCCAUCUGCUCGGAUGGUGAGCCUGGAUGCCCAGGGCAACAUGGUUUUCACAGUUGUAAAGCCAGUUAUGGGCAUAUUUCAGGUGUCUUCAGAGCAAAGUAGCGGUGCUCCACAAGGGAGCAUGGGCCUACAGGGUUUAUCUGAGAGCACAUUAGUCCUCCCUCAGGUGCAAGGUCAACCUCCGCUAGACCAGAACCAGAUGGAAAUGAACACCAUACAAGCUCAUAUUCAGCCUCAGAUGCAGGUUUCUGCCCCAGUCCAGACUGAGGAAUUGCCCACGAAUCAGGAUCUGCCACCAAGCUCGAGUGAAAAUUCAGAGUCCACUAGCCAGAUAGCAUUUGCAGAGGUUUCAUCUCUCCUAGAUCCCAACAUGAAAGGAUCUAAAGCUCGGAAAUAUCUCAUCUCAUAUGAUGAAAUUAAAAGGCGCCUGCAGGCCCCAGAAAAGAUGUCCCUGCGGUCUUUGGCAGCGUACACUCGGGUCAGCAGAGGACCAGCCAGCAAGAAAACACUCCUGGAGUCGCUUAAUGUACUCGGCCUCACGCCAAGCACAACUACCUCUGUAUCCUCGUCGUUCUCCAAACUCACUGAAGGUGACACUAGAGCUCUGUGUGACGAUAUGAAUUUUGCCCAUGAUUACAUUGACUACGGCAACAUGGCGAAACAGCUUAUCCCCGAGACAAAUACAGUUCAACACUGGUCCAAAAUUAUUGAAACUAAGUAUGCCUGUUCUUACUGCAAAGUGUUUCAAGGACCCGGUCAAUAUGGUGCGUUUGACAACGUCACUCAUGGCCUCGGUCUUGGAAUGCUUGAUGUUGCACUGGACAUGAUUAUUAUGGUAAUUGAACAGCAGAUUCGCAUUCUGUCUGGCGCAGCAGCAUCUGACCCAGUCGACUCAGGGCCGCAGAUGCGUCGCAUCCGCAGACGCCACCGCCCGCCCUCGAUGGACAGUGAGAAGCUUCAAAAGGUGUCUGGAGGGGUGAAAGAGCAAGGAAAGGUCAUUUCAAAAGCCAAGGGUCGAAUCAGGGCAAAGAAGAAGAACAGACAGGAAACUGGAGCCUCUGGACCUGUGGAGACCCAGGCAGAGCAGUGCAAGCCAGAUGGUGUGGAGAAUAAUGUCCUCACCCUGGUUUCUGUAGGUUAUGAGACUGUUUCCAGUGGUCUCACUUCAGCUGGAACCGUUUGACACUGACUCACAUGGCAAGUCUAAAGGCCCAAUCACAGUCCUGUUCAGAUUCCCAGCGAUGGGACACAGGUCUGGGUAAAUUGAGCUCACCAUUGUACUCAUCGUAAUAUGUCUCACAUUGGUGUCAGGCUUUGAGCUAUUCACUUUCUUCCUGAGAGUUGUAAUACGUAGUUGGAGCCACAGCUGGUUAACCUACCUUAGCAUAAAGGCUGGGAACAGAAAAAAAGUCUUGCAUUGUUCUGCCCAAAGUUAAAGUGAUGCUAUAAAUGUGUGUUUUUUUUUUUUUUUUUUUUAUGUGUUUCAAAGGUGGAUAUUUAACAUGCCCAAGUUUAAAAUAAAGAGGUCAGUGUACGUAUGUACAAGUAAUCCCCCUAAAGCUUAGACUUCAGACUACUCUAAAGGAUUUUAUGACAGUUUUGGUUCUCAGACACACAGCUCUAUCUGUCAGCACAGCAGCUGCACCCACCUUCUGUUCAAACCUUGUGUUUGCAAGGGGCAGCAAACCAGGACAAAGGUAGCAUAGCUGUUCUAGUAGAGUCCCUGAUUUAAAAUAUUUAUCUGAAAGUGAGCACAAUAGGAUUUAACAACCUUCUCUAAGCAAUCAGUGCACAAAAUAAGUGUGACAAGACAAAGUACUGUUUUUUUUUUUUUUUUUAAUUAAGCAAGUUAAAUUGAAAUGUGGCUUUAACUUUAUAUUUUGUUUACUUUAGAUGGACUUUUAAGGAAGUGUUUCCAUUUUAUGUGCUAAGCUAGGCGAUCUGGUGGAAUUACUUCAUGUUUACUGUGUACAUGUGGACUGUGGUGUCAGUUUUCUCAUUUAAGCCUUUGUAAGAAAGCCAAUGAGUGCAUUUUUCAAAAUGUCUAAAUAUCCUUUUAAAUUAAUAAUUUGUUGCUUCAGUAGCAGGUCUUGGUUUUUGGCAUCUGACUGAAUCCGAUCAUUAUUUUUUCAUUCUGUAUUUUUCAGUGAACAGAACGCUGGUACAUAGGUAAUAUAAAGAUAUAGAUUAUUUUUUUGGCUUGUGGUACAGUGUCUCCUGUUUUAAUGUAUUUAUUGCUUAGAUUUCCACUUCUGUACUAGAUUUUUGGAAAU
Archocentrus centrarchus (flier cichlid) is the source of this 2642-nucleotide messenger RNA. RefSeq lists its product as uncharacterized. NCBI's taxonomy places the organism in Eukaryota, Metazoa, Chordata, Actinopteri, Cichliformes, Cichlidae. Bases 365 to 1552 code for a protein of 395 amino acids. The record is from RefSeq and is a predicted model, not a curated record. The transcript has 5 exons.